ACCAAUGGCAAUUUUCAACACACAGGGAGAAGAAGGAUGUGUGCAAAUCAUUGUUCAACCAGCAGGAAAGGAGCAAAUGAAUCCAUUUGGUGAUGCUCUAUAUGGAGCUGGGACUGAUUUGAUCAAAACCGAAUUGGGUGCCUACGGGGAGAAGCUCUUUAGAUCAGGCUCAGCCUAUGUACCGGGCAAUAUCAGCAGAUACUUCUCCAAUCCCCAGUAUUACUUUCAAGUGAGUGAUCAGUAUGUGAUGAACAAAUUGAAGUUAAUUCUGUUCCCAUUCCUGCAUAAGGGACACUGGAUGAGAGCAACAGAAACAGUAGGGGGUGAAUUCUCUUACAAGCCUCCAAUUCAUGACAUAAAUGCACCUGAUCUGUACAUCCCAUUGAUGGCAUUUGGCACUUAUGUGGUUCUAGCGGGCUUCUUUCUAGGCAUCAAUGGAAAAUUUAGUCCUGAAGCUGUAGGCCUGCAAGCUACGAAUGGACUGCUUUGCUGGUUAUUCCAAGUCCUUCUACUCGAAGCAACACUGCACACACUUGGAGACGGAGACGUGCCAUUGCUCGACAUCAUUGCUUAUGGAGGGUACACUUUUGCUGUAGUUUCGGUUGUUCUACUCUGCAGGAUCCUAUGGAGUCACUGCUUCUAUGUAGUUACAUUGUGGGAAUGUUUCUGUAUGGGAAUGCUGCUUGUGAAGAUCAUGAAGAGAAUUCUGAUUGCGGAGGUGAGAAGGUCUGAGAACCAUUCAAGCAAACGCCAUUAUCUUCUACUUCUAGUAGCUGUUGCUCAGGUCCCAUUGCUCUUUUGGCUUGGAAAUAUUGCUGUGUGAGUUCUAACAAGUAACAACCUGAUU
Messenger RNA from Theobroma cacao (cacao), 847 nucleotides. The record is from RefSeq and is a predicted model, not a curated record. Lineage: Eukaryota; Viridiplantae; Streptophyta; Magnoliopsida; Malvales; Malvaceae.